Messenger RNA from Symbiodinium sp. CCMP2592, 3837 nucleotides. NCBI's taxonomy places the organism in Eukaryota, Dinophyceae, Suessiales, Symbiodiniaceae. The record is from the annotation of a GenBank genome assembly.
AUGUUGAUAAAUACACUUUCGAGUGCUGCUCGAAAGAAGAACUUGAACGCAUUGUACGGGAAAACGGCGGAUCUGAAGGGAGCUUACAGACAACUGGUGGUAUCUGAUACAAGCUUAGAUUUUUCUUACCUCGCGGUCUACGACCCAGCGGAGGAGAAGCCCAAGUUGUUCCAACAACUAGCUGUGCCUUUCGGCUCUACCAAGGCCGUGUAUUUCUUCCUCAGAGUGGCGAGGGCUCUUUGGACUAUCUUGGUCAAAGGAGCCAAAAUCCCAACCACGAAUUAUUUCGACGACUUUGUUCUGCUCGCUCUUGGAGGAGAUAGGAAUUCGUGUUCACACGCUUUCGAUGAAGUUAUGAAGCUGUUAGGUUGGAAGCUGUCAGCUGAUAAGACAACGGAGUGGAACACUAGCUUCGAGGCCCUCGGCGUUCUUUUCGAGCUUGACCAGACGGGGUCCGGAGUUCUGAAGGUCAGGAACACUGAGAAACGGCGCAAGGAACUCACUGCUGCGAUCAAAGGUUUUCUGGACAAGGGAACCAUGACUCAGAAGGAAGCUCUACAACUGCGGGGUAGGCUGCAGUUUGCUCAAGCCCAGUUUUUCGGUAGGCUGGGAAGAAGGUGCCUGACGGAGGUGACAAAGCAUGCCUACACUGGCAGGUCGAAGCUUUCGCCGAUGGCCAAGGAACGACUUGAAGAGUUUGGUAAGUUCCUUGACAUGGCCCAACCGAGGCUAGUGGGACAAGUUUCAUGCAGGACUUUUAUGAUCCUUACCGAUGCGGCGUUUGAAACGGAGUCAGGAACUGGAGGCCUGGGGGGCGUCCUUCUCACCGGGUCAGGUUCGGCACUCUCUUUCUUCAGCGUGCCGAUCUCAGAGCAGCAAGCCAAGUCUAUGUCGUUGCAGGAUGAGCAUACCAUCAUAUAUGAGCUAGAGAUGUUCGGGGUCUUGAUCGGUCUCAAGCUCUUGGUCGAAAAGACGGCUGCUUUCGCAGAAUCAUACGAACAGCCAGGUGCUGUUGCUGGGACUGGAGUGAUUUGUUAUAUCGAUAAUGAUGCUGCGAGACAUGCAUACAUCGCCGGCUCUUCGAAGAAAGGGGUCGCGGGGAUUCUUAUCGAUGAAGUCAAUUUCCUGGAGUAUGUCCACGGCGACCAAAGCGGUGUUAUCGAUUGUGAAGAGAGUUUCGCUGUGUUCUUGUCGAAGUGCACCCAGCUGGGACUGCCCGAGGAUGCUCGUGGCAAGCUCAAACGAAAAGGCUGGGCUACUUUCGGCACUUUUGCAUUCUGUGUGCCGGGGGAGCCGGGAAGGAUUCCCGAUGAUGUCUUCAAAACCUCCGUUGUGCAACCCAUCCUUGGUGAUGGGGGUGAGGAGCAUCAGGCGAAACUUAGGCGGCUCCACUUUGAGGCAUAUGCUUUGACAGCUGCUGAGCUGAAGCGGACGGCCGAGUCCACAGAGUCGGACCAACCACGUAAGGUCCCGACGGCGGAGCUCGCUGCUCGCUAUGAUGUGUUGCAAAGGCGCGUAAAGCCUCUUCGUCUUGUUGACCGCUUGGAGCCCUCGCAUUCACUUGUGAACCUGUCUGCCCAAAUGCUUGAGGAUCAGAGGGUGCGCUACAUCGAGUGGUCGAAGUGUACUAGCCGUGCCCAAGAGAUAAAUCUUGUGAAGGAGGACGCCAGCUUGAAGCUGCUUCAGGGUGGCCGCUCAGGAUCCGUCAAGCUUGUGGACCCCGGGUCCAAAAUCACGGCUGACACUAAGUCUGACCUUGAGGUGAUGCAGGCCUUGCGUCGCAGAGGUGUGGCGUACGAACUUGCAGCCAUCAUGUCGUUUGAGAAACACGAGGAAUUGAUUGACCGACUUUUUAUGGAAUAUCAACGGGAGCCCAUGCCGGGGUUCCAUCCGAUCUCCUUCGCUCAGCUCCAGGCCGCGGACAGGGAGGUGCAUGUUCGUAUGGGCGAGCUCACGCGAGCCGGGCUUGUGUCGGGGGCGGAUGGCUCCUUGCCGCUUGAUGGCCCGGUGUCUCAGGUGUUGGCUGGUUCCCACAUCCAGUGGAUGCUGAUGCCUCGUCAGAAGGGGUCCGGUCCCUUGGGCAGCUCCGGCGCUGGUGAGGCUAAUGAGAAGCCCGACAAGCCACCGCGCAAGCCGCCUAAAAAGACUGAUCCGUCGAAGGCGACGGAUAAGGAUCAGGGCGCCGAUAAGAAUCAGAAGGCUGAUUCCGGUGCAUCGCCGAAUGCGGCUGAGCGACCUGGCAAGCAACGGAAAACUCGCUUCGUCAUGCCAAAGGCGCUCAUCGGUCAGGUGCAGAGUGCAACCAAUGUGCAUGACACGGCCAACAGCCAUUUGGGCAAUGAUCGUGAUACGAAUGCGGAGAUUUUUGCUGCCACCUUGAUCGGCAAAGUCGAUGCGGGGGGCAUUCGUCGUCUUUUGGAGCUGCUUCCCUCGGAGGUGCUUACACUUAUGAUCAUGGCAAGCGGCAUGGUCUUCGCCAACAUUGCCAUUCGCGAUUCAUGCUUCCUGGCCGGAUCCCCAUCGAUCAUGACCCGUGCAGCUAACACAGCGACUGUGGAGCAAGUGAAGAAGAUGUUGAAUGCGAACUACAAGAAAUUGGGCAGCCAGUAUACAGAGUCGCAUCCUGCAAAGGUAGCCUGUGCUUACGAGGCCUUCAUCUUGGAUUACCUCAACGUCUCCUCGCGACCGGUCAAGACUGUGAUCUCCAAAGCUGCUUGCUUGGCCUUUGAAGGACUUGAGCAAGCUGAGGCCGACCAUUUUGGCCGCCAGAUCGCGAAUGUUGUGCAGUUUGCUCGCUUGAAGAGGAAGAGCAUCUCCAGCGGCAAAAGGACGGAUCCUGCUGUACUUCGCAUUGUUGAAGCCCUAAGCAGAAGAGAAGCCCGAGAGGAACAAGCCAAGAUGGGGAUUGCACCUCCCAAGCCGAAGUUGUGGAGGGGCAGGAAAACAUUGACAAAGGGCAACUCCGAUCCCAAGCCGCCUCUGCCCGUAGAGCCUCGAGAAUCAGAGCCUGAUGGAGAACGGCGGCCUAGGAGGAGCACAUCCUCCUCGUCGGACAUCUAUGCUAGGUAUGGGCUUUCGGUCCCCCGGGCGCCGAUCGGGCAUGCGACGGCGAUCGAUGUGAUCUCGAGCAGUGGUGAUGAGGCUUUUGCAGUCGAGGAGGAUGAUCAUUCUCCUGCAGAUGCAAAGACCGUCUCGAAAGCUAAGUCUCACUCGAGCACUGCCGGACCAUCGUCCAAGGCCAAGAGGAUGAAGUUGUCUUCUGGCGAGGCAUCGAAGCCUUCCAAUCCUGGAACUUCGCAGGCCAGCCAUGAAGCUCGUCUAGAUCAGCCCUUGAAGCAGCCCAUUUUCACGUACACGGAUCAGCAUGCCUGCAAGAGCCGGACGAUCCUUGCUGAUGGCAGUGAGAUUUCCACUGACCUGCCCGAGGGUGCUGUUCCAAAGACGGUGAUUGAGCAUCAUAAUGCUCUGGCCAGUGCGGCGGCAAUGAAGAAGCCAGCUUCUUCGGCUGCACUUCCGAAUGAUCCUGCAAGUGAUCCUGUCCCUACAGCUCCUGCUGCACCCGCAGCUCCAGGUGAUGAUCCUGCUGUUGUACCAGCUGCAGACGACGAUCCUCUCCACCAGGUUCGCAUUACUACGACCAUGACGAACCCAAGGGUCUACAUCACGGGCUGUCGCUGCAAAUCCGGCAAGCACAAACGGGAGUUGUUGUUGGAGAUCCGUCAGAGGAACUUUGCAAACUACAAAGACUUGGGGCAGGAGUAUCUCAAGAAGAUCCAGGACGGUAGCCUCACCUAUGGGCAAGCCCGUGCUCUUCGAAGCGAGCUCCAUGCAGAGUAG